AUGCCAAUGAGAUCGCCUUUUGACUUAAAAGGUGCGUCUCAGCAGUCCCCGCAAGAACAACAACAAGAACAAGAACAACAAUCUCAUCCUGAAUAUCGACAAGUUCUUGCCGGACACUUGAUUUCUAGACCACCAUCUCCAAAACAACUUGCUCCUCCAUCAAUCUAUGAAGGAAGUAUUCCAAUUUCUGCUACAUCUUCUCAGUCUUCUCUUGGAACUACAUCCCAUCCGCCUUCCAUUGCCUCUUCUUCAAAGCGUAAACACAGACCAUUUUCAAAAUUGCUCCGAAAACAUACAAAUGAAGAUGAAGAUGAAGAACCAGAACAUACUAUAAAACCAAAACAACGAAUGUCAGUCCGUGGAGGAGGUGGUGCUGCCAUUACCCAAGUCCAAUUUCUUCAACAAAUUCCUAUCCAACAAGACCUUUCUUCCACAUUAACUUCUGUCAGCACAAACGCCUCACUCCCAACCGCCCCGUCUAACUCAUCCUCUUCACUUUUUUCCGCCUCAUACCUUGAAGAUGACUCUCGUUCUACUGCUUUCCCAAGGAAAACUUCCCUCGGUGUGGCUGGUGCCACUCCAUCUUCUUGGGUGGGCCCCAAUGUCACAGGUACCACCUACACAACAAGUUCUUCCUCCUCUUCCUCCUCUUCCUCCUCCUCUCCACCGGUUCCGACUACUUUACUGGGCGUCACUGAAGGCAGUGGUGGCAGCACAACAACAACAACAAACUUUUAUGGAAGCGGCAAUGGCAGCACAUACACAGCCGGCGGCAACCCAAAUACAAAUUUUAACACUACCACCACCACCACCACCACUACAAACAAUCAAUCUACCUCAUCCAUAAACUCAUCUGCACCCUUCCCAAGCAUGCCUUUAAGGAAAUCCACUACAAACUUUUCAUCAGGUAAUCACAGACCAUCCAAUGUUUUACCAGCUUUGGAUACACAAUCACCACCACCACAUAAAACAAUCCAUUUUGCUUUAAACCCUACAGAAUAUCAACAACCUUCACCCGCCUCUCCUCCACCUCUAUCCCCAAAUACUUGCACCCCAAGUGCCUUUUUGACUAUUAAAGACAUUGAAGACGUUUCUCCUCUCUCUUCCUUUUCUGGCCCUUCUAAAAAAGCACAUUCCGACAGCGUCAGUAGCACAAAAACUGUAACUGGCGAAAUGGAUUCUCAGGACCCGGGCCCGACCCUUGACAGAAGCACUUCCCAUGCAUCUAGUGUUCGUCAAAAUAGCGACCCCAUUUCUCCUCUUGUGGUUCCUGAUCCGGACCCCCCAUCACAACUCCCCCAGCAAACUCGCUCAAGAAGCAGCAGUAGGCCAAUUACACCAGUGGUUUUCCCUGACCCUCAGCAAGUCUUUGACGCCAGGGAUGCAGAUGGCCCUGCCAUUAACCCACUUCCUCGCCAUAGCAGCGACAUUGGCCUUUCAACUCCAUUGCACUUUCCUCCCCCAUCUUCUACUACUUCUCUCCAGCCCCCUAAACGCAAAUCCAAAAAACCUUCCUUUCUUGGCCGUCUUAUAUACCGUAGGGAAUCUUCUGAGGAUUCAAGUGAUAAUAGUGCGCCAUCAUCUUCGGCUUCUAGCAUUAGACAUAAGCGUUCCGAAUCUACACUCUCUAUCCCGAACGCCCCCCAUAAUAUUCUUCACCGGCAAUCUUAUGCAAUUUUAAAUACCGGCCGCCAGGCUUUACAUCAUGUUCAUGGAGCAAUCAAUAAUGGUGUCGCUACUGUUACUAACGACGUGACUUCUCUUGGUUCUCAUACACACACUUCUUCCUCCUCGUCGCGACCUUCAUCAUUGCAUUCGGAAUCGGCUCCAUCUUCUCCAAUCCCUUCAACAACUGCUGCUCCACCAUUAGUGUCUUCUUCAUCUUCUUCAACAGCAACUACACAAUCACACGCCUCCAAAAUGCAAUCCAUCUACUCCAACCCAAACUUUUAUCCCCUCGACACUGACCUUGAGCACAUGGGCGGCAUUGUCAAUCCCAAACCUCCAUCCAAUGGCCGUACAGCAACCUUUUCACCCACAGAAGAAACUUUUACAACAUCAACAACAAAGAAAAAACACUCUUCCGCCGCAGUUUCCCCAACCUCAACCCCAAUGCGUCGGAGCGCCACCUCCGAGCUCACGCCUACCACUACCAUGGCCCCACAAAUCCCGCAGGCCUCUAGCAAUCCUACCACUGCUACUCCUACGGCUGACCCGGCUGCUAACUGGACCGCCCCAGAAUCUUGGAAUAUUGUCCCUAGCUUUGCUCCAAGCAAAGUUAGCCCGUUCCCAGCCCGCAAUCCUAAUGAAAAACACUGCGUCCGCAUUUUCCGCGAAGAUGACACUUUUGGUACGCUAUUUUGCCGUGUCGAUGUCACUGUCAAGGAACUCAUCCAGCUUAUUGGCAAAAAGUUUUAUAUGGGCUCGGUUGCUGGUCAUCAGCUGACGGUCCGCAUCGGUGGUCUCACCCGCAUUUUAAACCCUGAAGAAACACCCCUUGUUUACCAAAGCUCUUUGCUAGAGCUCAUGGGUUACACGGAAAAAGAUCGCAUUGGCGAAGUUGGUCGUGAGGACCUGUCAUACCUCUGUCGAUUUAAAAUUUCGCGUUCCAAGAUUCGCACUGUUACUGAAAAUGAAAAGGCUAUUCUCUCGCGCGACUUUAGCCACGUUCAGUUACAACACAUGGACCUCCAAACUAUUCCAGUAUUUUUUUAUCCACAUGCAUCUAAAAUUGAGUUUCUCGACGUUUCUGAAAAUCCUUCUAUUUCAAUUCCCUCAGAUUUUAUACAGGCUUGCAAUAACUUGAGAGAAAUUCGUUAUGUCCACAAUCAGUCUUACACCUUCCCACCAAAUAUUAUUCUCCCUCCACAAUUGGGGUUUUUGGACAUUAAAGACAAUUUAAUUAAAAGCCUUGAAGAUGUUGAUUUUCAUAGACUUUCCAAUCUUACUUUUAUUGACCUCCAGGGUAAUCUCCUCGAAAGCAUUCCGGACUCGUUUUCUCUGCUCAAAUCUUUACGGUAUCUCAAUCUUUCUUCAAACAAUAUUGAAGACUUUCCAGACGCUAUUUGCAAAAUUGUUUCACUCGUCGACUUUGACAUUUCUUUUAACAAGAUUGCCGACCUGCCAGAUGAAAUUGGCCAACUUGUUAAUCUUGAAAAGCUUGCCAUUUCUAAUUCAUACUUGUCAAAACGACUCCCCGUUACAUUUGUCAACUUGGUGUCUCUUAAAGAGUUGGAUUUACGUUACAAUAAACUCCAAAACAUUGACCUCUUGUCGCGCCUCCCCAAGCUUGAAGUUUUAUAUGUGUCGAAAAAUUCCAUCACCUCGUUUGACGCUGAAUUCCCCAGACUAAAACUCUUUUACUUUGACCGUAAUCCUAUCACCAAUAUUGAUUUCCGCGGCGCUCAUUCCACUCUCACUGCAAUUAACCUUUCAAAGGCCCAAAUGGCAGGUGUACCUGAUGCUCUCAUUGAUCGCAUUCCUUUGGUCGAGCGGUUAGUUCUUGAUAAAAACCACAUUACCACACUUCCUCCUAAAAUUGGUACACUCAAGAAUCUCAAAUACCUAAGUGUAGUGGCCAACUCUCUUGACUCUGUUCCCGAGGAAAUUGGUCAGCUCCAUAAUUUGGUUCACUUGGAUCUUCACAGCAACAAUAUCUUGCAUUUACCAUCAGAAAUUUGGAACCUGGGCUCACUUGUUUUACUCAAUGUGGCUUCUAACUUGCUAGACAGUUUCCCUAAAAAUCCUACCUCCCAUUCGAGUAUCUCCAGCUCGGAUUCUGAGCGCAAAGAAGUUAGCGCUAUGGUUAAUGAUAUCCUAGCAGCAAACAGUACGAUGCCUGCUACUCCAGAAGCCCGCCGGCCUUCCACACUUUCUAUUUCUUCGUCCUAUGACGAGUACAAACCCCCGGCAGCUAUUAAGCCCGUCAACUCAGGUGCAGGUGCAUGUGCUGCUACUGCUACUGCUGCCACGCCAAUUAUUAGAUCUCCAAAGACAUCCACGUCUACAAGUGAGUCCAAUGUUUACUCCUUGGGUAACCGCCGUCAACCUUCACCAAUGGCUCAGAGUUUGUUGACACUUAUUCUUUGUGAUAACCGACUCACGGAGGAUUGUUUUGACGAACUUUCUUUGCUUACAGAGCUUCAAAUCCUCAAUCUUUCUUACAAUGAUAUCAGUGAAGUGCCUUAUGGAGCUUUACGUCGAUUUUCUCACAUUGUCGAGCUUUAUCUUUCCGGCAAUAAAAUUUCGUCUCUUCCUGGUGACGACAUGGAAGCAUUGCAAGGACUUCAGGUUUUCCACGUCAAUAGCAACAAGCUUCAUAAUCUCCCAGCCGAGCUGGGCAAGAUUGCGCAUUUAAAUAUUUUGGAUGUUGGCUCCAACAUUUUAAAGUACAAUAUUCACAAUUGGCCCUAUGACUGGAACUGGCGUUUUAACCACGAUCUCAAGUAUCUCAACUUUUCAGGUAACAGACGACUUGAAGUCAACAGUCCUAACAUUCCCAACUCUUCUUACCGCCGAGAAGUUGACAUGAGUGACUUUACAGUCUUGUCAAAUAUCCGAGUGCUCGGUCUCAUGGAUGUUACCUUGACUGCACUCUCUGUCCCUGACCAAUCUGCAAAUUGCCGUGUGCGUACUUAUGGUUCGGAGAUUCACUCGUAUCCAUAUGGUCUUGCAGACUCUCUUGGUCAUAGCAAUAACUUGUCAGUUACAGACAUGGUUCUAGAGCGAUUCCGCGGCAAAGAAAACGAGAUUGUGAUAGGCUUAUUUGAUGGCCGCGGCACUGAAAUUCAAUCUGGCAAUAAAGUGUCGAAGCUUGUGCAGGAGACUUUUGGCAGCAUUCUCCAAGAUGAACUCAAAAAGUUGCGCAAAGAAGAGCAGGUAGAAGAUGCUCUGCGCCGUGCCUUUUUGAAUACAAAUAAGGAAAUUGGAAAUACUAUUCUCAUGCCGACUGAGGAGGUUGCACACACACCUAUUGGUCACCGCUCAUCUACAGCCAUUAAUCUUGAGUACCGAGACGGCAUGACAGGUUCAUGCGCUACUAUCGUUUAUGUUGCCGACAAUAAGCUUUAUAUUGCCAAUGCCGGUGACUCAAUGGCCAUUAUGGUGCACGUUGCUAAUGAGUUUAGCGUGCUGACUACUCGUCACGACCCUACGUCGCAAAAGGAGCUCCAGCGGAUUCGUCGGUCUGGUGGUAUUAUUUCGUCUACUGGCCAGUUGGACGAUUUGCUCGACGUUUCUCGUGCAAUUGGUUUUUACAAUUUGAUUCCUCAUAUCUACGCCAGCCCCUCUAUUACGGUGUGGGAAAUUUCUGAUGCCGAUGAGAUGAUUAUUUUGGCAUCGAAGCAGCUUUGGGAAUAUGUGUCAUACCAAACAGCGGUGGACGUUGCACGCACAGAAAAGGGUGACUUGAUGCGUGCUGCUGCCAAGCUGCGCGACUUUGCCAUUGCAUAUGGUGCAUCGGAUAAGAUUCUUGUUAUGGUGAUUGGAGUUGGAUUAUCGCGCAAGCGGACUCGCACCAACAAGAUAGGAGCACCUGUUUAUGGGACUAGUGGUGGCGACGUUACCGUUGAGAACUAUGACGGGACGUUUUCACGGAUGGGUGACGAGUACUCAUCUCAUAAGAAGCGCCGUGAUAAGGGCAAAGACUCUGAACUUGCACGGUUGGGUGGCGAAGUUGAGCCGCCACAGGGUGAGCUUGCGAUUGUGUUUACAGAUAUCAAAAACUCGACAAGUUUAUGGGAGUCGCAUGCUCCUGCGAUGCGAUCGGCCAUCAAGUUACACAAUAGUAUUAUGCGUCGGCAGAUGCGUAUUACAGGCGGCUAUGAGGUCAAGACUGAAGGCGAUGCAUUUGUUGUGUCGUUCCCGACCCCUACUUCUGCACUGCUUUGGUGUUUCAAUGUGCAGCAGAUGCUGCUGUCUGCAGAAUGGCCAGCGGAGAUUUUGGAGACGGAAGAUGGAUGCGAGAUUUUGGACGAUAAGGGCCAGCCCAUGUACCGAGGGUUGUCUGUGCGCAUGGGUAUUCAUUGGGGCUCGCCUGUGUGUGAGAAGGAUCCUAUUACACGGCGUAUGGAUUACUUUGGACCCAUGGUCAAUAAGGCAGCGCGUAUUAGUGCGGUUGCAGAUGGUGGUCAGAUUUCGCUUUCGUCCGAUUUUGUGUCUGAAAUGAAACAAGUUGGUGCAGCAUUAGAAGCAGUAAAGGAAAACAAAAUGACACUAUCGGAAGCAUUUGGCGGAGAUGAAGUGCUUGGGUGGAAGUUGGAGCAGGAUAUGAAGGCCUUGGAUAGUAUUGGGUGGGAGAUUAAGGAGCUAGGCGAGUAUAAGCUCAAGGGUCUGGAAAAUCCCGAAUUUAUCAACUUGGGAUACCCAACGCCGUUGUUGGGCCGCUUUGAGCACCACUUGCUAUCGAAAAAGAAGCGUAGUGAGGUUCGCUCGUCACGGUACGGGUCCCUAUCGCUUGAGCAGCUGCCGAAUCUGCGGUUGUGUGCUGUUCGCCUGGAACGCAUUUGUUCUAGUUUGAAUCCGUGCACGACGAUUUCCAGUGACGGUACGAUGCCUCCUUUACGUGCCUCUGCUAGUAAAGAGCCAGGUCCGACGAACCGGACAACCAACCAGUUGGGGAUCAUGCUCCCUAACAAUGAGUAUGAGUACGGUGCGUUUUUGGACAAUAUUGUAACGCGGGUUGAAAAUGCAGUAACCACGUUGUAUUUGCGUACAGCCAUGGACGAGUUCAAGUGUGGGGCGGGUACAGCGGAACUGAGUGAGUUGCUGCACCAAGCGUUGGGAAUUAUUUCUCAGGCUACUCGUGCUGGCACUGUCUUGUCAUCUACAGCUUCUUCACGGCAGCCAGAAAAGCUGUUGCCACUGUCCGAUAAUCAGCAGUCUCCAUAUCAGCAACAACAACAUCAAUCGACCAUGACGCCUAGUUUAUCUGAGUCUUCAUUUGUAACAGCUCCAGAGUAA
Messenger RNA from Magnusiomyces paraingens, 6960 nucleotides. RefSeq lists its product as uncharacterized. The transcript is spliced from 2 exons. Bases 1 to 6960 code for a protein of 2319 amino acids. NCBI's taxonomy places the organism in Eukaryota, Fungi, Ascomycota, Dipodascomycetes, Dipodascales, Dipodascaceae. The record is from RefSeq and is a predicted model, not a curated record. Gene Ontology annotation, molecular function: protein binding; magnesium ion binding; adenylate cyclase activity. Gene Ontology annotation, cellular component: cytoplasm; plasma membrane. Gene Ontology annotation, biological process: intracellular signal transduction; adenylate cyclase-modulating G protein-coupled receptor signaling pathway; cAMP biosynthetic process.